Molecule: messenger RNA, 8275 nt
Organism: Venturia canescens
Lineage: Eukaryota; Metazoa; Arthropoda; Insecta; Hymenoptera; Ichneumonidae
Product: glutamate synthase [NADH]
Exons: 21
Coding region: 434-6619 (2061 amino acids)
Molecular function (GO): FMN binding; iron ion binding; iron-sulfur cluster binding
Source: RefSeq, a predicted model, not a curated record
UGCAUUUUUGGCCACGUACCAGUUGACACGUUGGUGCGUAGCAGAAUAAAUAAGCGAAAUAAAAAUCCAUACCGUUCGGGUUACGCGUUCUAGAAGAAAUAUUAACGCAAAGACGAAAAAAAUCUCAAAUCAACGAUAAACCCUCGAUAAUUUCAGGGUAAAAUCGCACUCCCUGUUUCGAGCUUAACGCUCGAAAUUCGACCACCGGUUUUUUCCUUUCAGUAGAGUGAAAUUAUUUCGCUGCUUUCCUUUUUUUUCUGGUGUCGACCACGAGACUUUAUUUCUCCGCCGGGCGGCGAGAGACUCAACCGUUUUUGUUUUCUUUUAAUCGUUGAAUUCCUUCAAUAUAAAGUACUCCUAAAAAUCGAGUGAAAGGAAUUAUCCCAUUUCUCCGCAGUCCAGCGAUUUUCGAAUCUUCCGGGAGACUACGAAUAUGAGCUCUGGUGAUCCUUGGUCUCUUCCGGUCAAGCAGGGUCUGUACGACCCGACUCUCGAAAAAGAGGCUUGCGGUGUUGGAUUUAUCGUUGCUAUCGAUGGAAAGCGAUCGCACAAGAUUGUACGAGAUGCCGAGACUCUUUCGGCUCGUAUGAACCACAGGGGAGCGUGCGCUUGCGACAAUGACACAGGUGACGGAGCUGGCGUGCUUUGCGCCAUACCACACGAUUACUAUGCCGCCGAAAUUCGAGCGAGAGAUGGAAUCGAACUGCCGCCUUUCGGCCGUUAUGCCACGGGGAUACUGUUCCUCGACAAAAAUAGUCACCAACAGACGGAGGCUGCAUUCGAAAAGCUGGCUGGAGAAUGUGACCUGAAAGUCAUUUGUUGGCGCGAUGUUCCUACCGACAAUUCUCACAUUGGUCAAGUGGCGAAAAAGUGUGAGCCUUACAUGCGUCAAGUAUUCGUAACGGGAGAGCAAGAAGCUGAUGUUUUGAAUCGUCAGGUAUUCAUUCUCCGAAAACGUUCGUCCCACUCCAUACCGAAGCCCGGUUUGAGGUUUUACGUGUGUUCGCUGUCUCUGAAAACUGUCGUGUACAAAGGACAACUCACGGCGGAUCAAUUAUGGCUGUACUUCAAGGAUUUAAAAUGUCCUAAUUUCGAGACGUAUCUCGCCCUCGUACACACCCGAUUCUCCACGAAUACUUUCCCAAGCUGGGAGAGGGCGCAUCCCUUACGGAUGCUCGCCCACAAUGGUGAGAUCAAUACUCUGCGAGGAAACGUCAAUCUGAUGAAAGCACGCGAGGGCGUCAUGAGCAGUGAGAUUUAUGGUGAUAAGCUGAAGGAUCUUUAUCCCGUUGUGGAACCGAAUCUUUCUGAUUCGGGUGCUGCCGACUGUGUCCUUGAAUUCUUGGUCAUGGCGGGGCAACGGAGUUUACCGGAGGCUGUGAUGACAAUGGUACCGGAGGCAUGGCAGAACGACUUAACCAUGGCAACGGAGAAGCGAGACUUUUAUCACUGGGCAGCAUGCGCGAUGGAGCCGUGGGACGGUCCAGCACUUUUAACGUUCACCGACGGUCGUUACGUCGGUGCUAUACUCGACAGAAAUGGCCUGCGCCCAUCGCGCUUCUACGUCACUAAGGAUAACUUGAUGGUGAUGGCGUCCGAAGUGGGCGUCUAUGACACUCCGCCCAGCAAUGUUGUCCUGAAGAGUCGCUUGAAGCCCGGAAGAAUGCUGCUCGUUGACACCGAGGACAAACAAAUAAUACAGGAUGUCGAGCUUAAACUCAAGAUUGCCAGGAGCCGUCCUCACUCGAAAUGGCUCAAAGAACAGAUGAUCACUAUGGAUGACUUACGAAAAGCUCACGUGGCUAAAGGAGGCAUUAACGAGCCUGUCGAAAACGGCACAGUAAUCGCAAAGAAAAACGGACUGAACAACGAAGACGAAUUCAUCAACCGCAAAUGGGUGGGCGACAAAAGACUCUCUUUGUUUUCUUACACUCUCGAGACCAUCAACAUGCUUCUAGUCCCCAUGCUUCAAACAAAGAAAGAAGCUCUUGGAUCCAUGGGAAACGAUGCACCUUUGGCCUGCCUGUCGCAGUUUCAACCAUUGAUUUAUGACUACUUUAAGCAGCUCUUUGCCCAGGUAACGAAUCCACCGAUCGACCCGUUCAGAGAAAAGAUCGUGAUGUCGUUGCUCUGCCCGAUUGGACCGGAGAGCAAUAUUCUAGAACCGAACGAGCUUCAAGUGCAUCGAUUGUUCCUUCCACACCCGAUAGUAUCCCUCAGAGAUCUCGAAGUCAUCAAGCAAACGAGCUACAGAGGCUGGAAAACGAAAGUCAUCGAUAUUACGUAUCCAGUGUCUGAAGGGCCAUCGGGAUUGGUGAAAGCCUUGAACCGCGUCGAUAACGAAGCCAAUAAAGCAGCCAGAGAAGGCUAUCAAAUUUUGGUUCUAUCCGAUCGUCAAGCCGGAGCUGAAAGGGUUCCUGUAAGCACCAUGCUCGCUCUUGGCUCGGUCCAUCAUUUCCUCAUCGAAGAACGUCAGCGUAUGAAAGUCGGCUUAAUUGCCGAAACUGGUGAAGCUCGAGAAGUUCAUCACAUGUGCGUUCUUCUGGGUUACGGCGCAGAUGCCAUUUGUCCUUAUCUCGUUUUCGAGAUGGCGAGGAAUCUCCGGGAAGAGGGGGUCUUGGACCAAUCGUUCAAUGAUGAGAUUAUGUACAAGAAUUAUAGUGAAGCCAUGGAACGUGGUAUUGCAAAAGUUAUGGCGAAGAUGGGCAUAUCCACCCUCCAAUCUUACAAAGGAGCCCAAAUCUUCGAAGCUGUUGGCCUUGCUGAUGAGGUUGUCGAUAAAUGUUUCAAGGGAACGCAUUCGCGAAUCGGUGGAGUGACCCUUGAUAUUCUUGGAAAUGAGGCAUUCGAACGUCACCAAUUGACGUAUUACGACAAAUCUCCUGAUAUGCUGGUACUAAGGAAUCCUGGCAGUUUCCAUUGGCGAUCCGGCGGUGAAAAACACAUCAACGAUCCUAUAAGCAUCUCGAACUUGCAGGAGUCUGUUACAUCGAAGAACUUGCGAGCAUAUGAGAACUAUCGAAAAUCAACGAUGGAAGCAGUUCAGAAUUGUACACUCCGUGGACAGUUGGAGCUCGUAAAAUCGAAGGAAUCUGUGCCAAUAAAUGAGGUAGAGGCAGCAGAGGAAAUAGUGAAACGGUUCGUAACCGGUGCAAUGAGCUUUGGAAGUAUUUCAUUGGAGGCUCACACGACACUAGCGAUUGCGAUGAAUCGUAUAGGAGGAAAGUCGAACACAGGAGAGGGUGGUGAAAACGCGGACAGAUAUUUGAAUCAGGAUCCUGAAUUCAACAAGCGUUCAGCGAUAAAGCAAGUGGCGAGUGGAAGAUUCGGUGUGACAUCGAGUUAUUUGGCGAACGCGGAUGAUCUUCAAAUAAAAAUGGCACAGGGCGCAAAGCCGGGCGAGGGUGGUGAAUUACCCGGCUAUAAAGUAACCGCAGAUAUCGCGGCAACCAGGCAUUCCGUUGCGGGCGUUGGUCUCAUAUCGCCACCUCCCCAUCACGACAUUUACUCGAUCGAAGAUCUCGCCGAAUUGAUAUACGAUCUGAAAUGCGCCAAUCCGAAUGCUCGUAUUUCCGUUAAGCUCGUAUCCGAAGUCGGUGUCGGGGUCGUAGCCGCCGGAGUUGCCAAGGGUAAGGCAGAGCACGUUGUCAUAUCCGGUCAUGAUGGUGGAACAGGUGCGAGCAGUUGGACGGGAAUCAAAGCGGCCGGAUUACCGUGGGAGUUGGGCGUUGCUGAGACUCAUCAAAUUCUCACGUUGAACAAUCUACGUUCGCGAAUGGUUGUCCAGGCCGAUGGACAGUUGCGAACGGGUUUCGAUAUCAUAGUUGCGGCCCUUCUGGGUGCGGAUGAAUUUGGUUUCAGUACAGCCCCUCUAAUCGCGAUGGGCUGCACGAUGAUGCGAAAAUGUCAUUUGAACACUUGUCCCGUCGGUAUAGCCACUCAAGAUCCUGUAUUACGGAAGAAAUUUGAAGGAAGCCCAGAACACGUGAUAAACUUUUUUUUCAUGCUCGCCGAAGAAGUACGCUCUCACAUGGCGAGCCUCGGGAUACGAAAAUUCCAAGAUCUGAUCGGUCGCACGGACCUGUUGAAGGUUCGCGAUGAUAUUAAAAUCGAGAAAGCUCGAAUGUUGAAUCUCUCUAAUAUCCUUAGAAGCGCGCUCGAACUUCGUCCUGGUGUCAACAUCAAGGGUGGUUCGGUGAAACAAGAUUUUCAAUUGGAAAAUCGUUUGGAUAACAAACUCAUUGAAGAGGCUAACAAAAUACUGAACGGAGAAAAGAAGAGUAUUGACAUCGAAAUGACGAUCAACAACGAGUGCCGAGCGUUCGCUUCGACUCUGAGUUAUCACAUUUCGAAAGCUUACGGCGAGGCUGGUCUGCCGGAACACAGUAUUAAUAUAAGAAUGAAGGGAUCUGCUGGACAGAGCUUCUGCGCUUUCCUCACGAAGGGCGUACACGUGACCCUUGAGGGUGAUGCCAAUGAUUACGUAGGCAAGGGACUUUGUGGCGGUGAGAUUGUCAUUUAUCCGCCCAAAGAAUCAGAAUUUUGUUCCGAGGCUAACGUUAUCGUGGGUAAUGUUUGUUUGUAUGGCGCGACUUCCGGUAAAGCGUAUUUCCGAGGUAUCGCCGCCGAGAGAUUCAGCGUUCGUAACAGCGGUGCCAUCGUCGUUGUCGAAGGUGUCGGUGAUCACGGUUGCGAAUAUAUGACCGGCGGUUGUGCCGUUAUCCUUGGCUUGACGGGUCGAAAUUUCGCGGCUGGUAUGUCAGGCGGUAUCGCUUACGUCCUCGACGUUGAUGGUUCCUUCAAGAGCAAAUGUAAUCCCGAAAUGGUCGAAUUGUUGCCUCUGAACAAGGAUGAGGAUAUUGCUUACGUGAAAACUCUUUUGGAAGAAUUCAUCGAAAAAACUGGUUCGCUCAUAGCCCAGGAUUUAUUGCUUACUUGGCCGGAGCCUACUACUCGUUUCGUUAAAGUAUUUCCGUACGAGUAUCAGAGAGCCUUGCAGCAAUUGGCCGAAGCUAAACAAGUUGCGGAACCGGUCAUAAACGGAAAUUCUAAAAAUUCCGAGGCCGAGGUAAAGGACAUUGAAGAUUCGAUACAGGACGGUGAUAUGGAGCAACGGAAACUUGAUAAAAUCAAAGGAUUCAUGAAGUAUAAGAGACAAACGAUGGUCUAUAGACCGGCGGAAAAACGUCUCAACGAUUGGGAAGAAAUUUACGACUUCAAGGGCGUGAGAAAGGGAUUGAAAGUUCAGGCCGCUAGAUGCAUGGAAUGCGGCGUACCAUUUUGUCAGAGCAGUCACGGUUGUCCCCUGGGCAAUAUUAUUCCCAAGUGGAACGAUCUUGUGUUUCAUUCCAACUGGAAAGAAGCUCUCAAUCAAUUACUACAGACGAACAAUUUCCCCGAGUUCACCGGACGAGUUUGUCCCGCACCUUGCGAAGGUGCUUGCGUUCUUGGAAUAUCCGAGCCAGCCGUUACGAUAAAAAACAUCGAAUGCGCCAUCAUAGAUCACGCCUUCGAGCAAGGCUGGAUUGUUCCUCGUCCACCGACCUCGAGAACCGAUCGGCGCGUCGCAGUCGUAGGUGGUGGCCCGGCUGGCCUCGCCGCUGCUCAUCAACUAAACAAAGCCGGCCACUCGGUUACCGUUUUUGAAAGAAACGAUCGUAUCGGUGGCCUUCUUCAAUAUGGCAUUCCAACAAUGAAACUUUCGAAACAAGUUGUACAGAGGCGAGUCUCUCUCCUUGCCGCCGAAGGAAUUAUUUUCAAAACCGGCGUAGAUGUUGGCAAGGACAUAACGACUACUCAAUUGAAAGAACAAUUCGAUGCCGUACUCUUGUGCACCGGAGCUACCUGGCCGCGUGAUUUACCCAUUCCUGGCCGUAAUCUCGAGGGUAUUCAUUUCGCUGUGAGCUUCCUCGAACACUGGCAGAAAAAACAGAUGGGCAACGAGGCGCCGUUGAACAUGAAACUCAUGGCGCAGGACAAAGAUGUCAUCAUCAUCGGUGGUGGCGAUACUGGCUGUGACUGCAUUGCAACCUCCCUCAGACAAGGUGCUAAGACCAUCACUACUUUUGAGAUUCUUCCCGAACCGCCGAUUAAACGCGCGUCUGACAACCCUUGGCCUCAAUUCCCAAGGGUUUUCAAAGUCGAUUACGGUCACGAAGAGGUUGCACUCAAAUUUGGACGUGAUCCACGACAAUUCAGCACUCUCAGCAAGGAAUUCUUGGACGAUGGAAAAGGUCAUGUCAGCGGCAUAAGAACAGUCACGGUGGAGUGGACGAAGGACGAAGCUGGGCGAUGGAAAAUGGACGAAGUCGCAGGAUCCGAGAAGAUUUACAAAGCUGAUCUCGUUUUGUUGGCCAUGGGAUUUUUGGGACCCGAAAAAUACAUUGCAACAGAGCUUGAUACGAAACUGGAUGCCCGCGGAAAUUACGAAACCCCGGAGGGAAAAUAUGCCACCAGCUUGCCCGGGGUAUACGCUGCUGGAGACUGCAGAAGAGGCCAGUCGCUCGUCGUCUGGGCAAUAACGGAAGGUAGACAGGCUGCUCGUGAGAUAGAUCAUGAUUUCACGAAAAACAGUCGUUUGCCAGGACCCGGGGGUGUGAUAACAACGGUUGUGGCGUAAAAUUUUUUCCACGAUUCUAUAAUCUUCAUGGCGAGACGUUUAUUUCGAUUUUAUUCGGUUUGAAAAAAAAAUUGUCCGUUACGAGAUAUCGCCGAUUCGAGGUUGUAGACGAAUCACCGUGGGUGUUGGAGCUUUACCUCGAAAUACGCACCGACUGUGAGAAAUUGCGAUUAAACAAAUAUUAUUUAACAAGAAAAUUGAGAAUAUUUUAGUAACAUAUUUUUUUGUAAUACUUUGCUCUCGAUUGUUGAAGUGAUCGAAGCGCGUUAAUGCCAGUACAAAAGUCCAUGAUUUUUUAAGGGAAUACGUUUCAAAUUGUUGCAAGAUUCGUUUCAAAUAUAAAGCCCCAAUCCGAGAUAUUUCUUCAGGCUUGUAUUUCUCUGGUAGAAAAAAGCUUGUUGAAAAAAAAUUAUUUCGACGUUGUAUACUCUAAGAAACUGGCGAAUGGAGGAUUUAUUUAAAAACUCCGAGUGUAGAAUUAUCAUAUCUCGUCUUUACGAAUUUGUCUACCCAUCAUAUGAUUCUGUUGAUUAAAAAGAGCUCGUAUGUUCGUAGUUGUUGGAAAAAAUCAAAAUAUACAAAUGCGCAGUCAAUAAGAUCAGUGACGAAACUGUUACGAACAACACCAAAGGCCUCUACGGCAACGAAAACCUCUGUCUAUUAAUCUAACUGUAUCGUUGAAAAGUUCCCGUGACUUAUAGAUCGGGAACUGAAAUUAACUGGCAGUUUAUAAACGAUUGUUGAUUCCGAGAAAAUAAUAAUUAAAAAAAAAAAAAAAAAAAAAACAACGUAAAAGUUCGAGAGUAAAAGACGAAAAACGAAAAAAAAAAAAAACAACACAAAAUAAUAAUAUCAAGUGAUAAUCCCGUACACGAAAGGAAUGAUUUGGCAUUCCCCCUGCCGAGCGUUAUUCAUUUGAAAGUAGGACAUAUUCGUAUGAAUUAGUUAUUAGCCAAAUUUCGCUUAAUUAAUCUACCAACAAUAUUGGAUUUAGCAUAGAAAAUUAUAUCACGUAAUAAUCACGGGUUCAUCAUUUUCAUAACCCAUAUUAGUUGCGCAUAUUUUUUAAGUUGUUUACGAUUAAUUUGAAACAAGACUUUGUCAAUUUGGAAUCUUUCGUGAUGAAUUAAAUAGUUAGGCACUAUAAUUUUUAGAUUCGUUUAAAUUAUUGUAACAAGGCUCGUAAAUGAUUGGAAAUCGAUGCUCAUCGUAUGAUUCUGAGAACUGGUUCAUUGAGAUUUACGAUUUACGAUACUUAAAAUUUGGCUAAGUUCGUCGCGAAACUACUUAAUAUUUUUUCGUUCGUCACUCCCGUACCCUCGACCGUAAUCAUUCACUAUUAGCGUGUUAUUUCACGCAGCAAUUUUGUUUUUGUAACUACUAUUGAUAGUUUUAAUCGAAUUAUUAGGUUAUUGUACUCUAUCGAACUAUUAUUAAUCACUAUCAGUUUAUCAUAAUUAUUUAUUAUUUAUUCGUGGUCCUAAGAUUUUAUGAGAAGCGAAAACCGUACUGCAUUAUACAUAUAUCGUUUUUCACUGUGGCAAGAGAAACGUUGAUUAAGUUUAUGAAUCUGGAGGGAGGGACUGUCAUCUGUAUCACGAUAAGAAUUAAUGCAUAUAAUAUACCAAGACAAUAAAAUUAUAUUGAAUGUUAUAA